Messenger RNA from Radiomyces spectabilis, 2022 nucleotides. RefSeq lists its product as uncharacterized. The transcript has 4 exons. Gene Ontology annotation, cellular component: nucleus. The record is from RefSeq and is a predicted model, not a curated record. Bases 144 to 1862 code for a protein of 572 amino acids. Lineage: Eukaryota; Fungi; Mucoromycota; Mucoromycetes; Mucorales; Radiomycetaceae. Gene Ontology annotation, biological process: regulation of gene expression.
GGGUUCGAAUCAUUACAAUCAGUAAGUAGAAUAAUUUUUUGGGAUUUUCCUUUUUUUCUUGCGGAAAGUUUUUCUUUUUUCUUUUUAGUUUAUGAUUCUGAGAAGAAAGUGUGAUAUGCAGUGAUACUUCUUUUGUGGUCUUGAUGAAAUUGAACAAUUUAAAAUCAAAUCAUCAGAACCGUCUCACUCAUGCGCUUCUUUUCCCCUCCACCUCUUUUUUGCAGGUGUAUGAAAUCACAGAAGACGAUAUGAUUGUUAUGAAUGUCAAACGCGGUCAUCGACGAAUUAUCCAGCGAGAGGUGGCCACUGCCAAAGGCAUUCCACGAAGUCAAUCCCUAUUUAUUAAUACCAUUGCCCCCAGUACGUCUUUCUUCAAUCUUCCACGGAAGAUGUCGCAUCUGUCGACCACUGAUCAACCAUUAGAGGAACCGCCACUCUACCUUCGGUCUCAUUCCGUGUCAGCACCUCCGCCAGCGGACAAUGCCAGUGGGAACGCCAGCAGCAGUAGCGGAACGACGAGCGCCGAACGAAGUGUACGAAGCAACAGUACGAGCGGUUACGCUUCCAUGUCGUCCAAUGUCCCCAUGUCCAACUCUGGAUCAGCAUCAGGCAAUCGCAUGUCUGGUAGCGUCAUGAGCGAACCACGAAGUAACAGUUUUUCUUCCAACGACGAAGAUUCUACGGACGCACAGCUCAACUCGGCCCCCAAACGGAAAUAUCGACGUCAUCCUAAACCCGACAAACAUGCACCCAUCAAGCCUCCCUCCGCCUACAUCAUGUUCUCCAACGACGCACGAGCCCAGCUGAAAGAUCAAAACAUGUCGUUUGCUGAAAUCGCCAAAUACGUAGGCGAUCAAUGGAAAAACUUGAGCCACAGCGAAAAGCAGGCAUACGAACGUACGGCCAUGCAAGCCAAAGAUGAAUAUCAAGCCGCUUUGGAAUCGUACCGUCAAACACCUGAAUAUGAGAAAUAUCGAGCGUAUUUGAAGGAAUUUAAACAGAAACAGGAAGCCGCGAAUCGACUCAUUGGCCGCGCACGGAAACGAAUGAAACGAGAUUCACCCAGCAGUGGUAGUUUGGCGGAUUGCAGUUCCAAUGGGAACGGAAAUGGGAACGGCAAUGGUAGCUCUGCCAGUGGUUCGGCGGACGGCUAUGGCGAAAUGGGUGACCAAGGUUGUAACAGUGAAGGAGCGACUGCUGACGUGAGCUCCAAUGCAAAUAGUAGCAACGGCAGCAACGGUAACGACAGUAACAGCGGCAGCGGUAACGACAGUAAUGGCGGCAGCGACGGUGUUAACGACGGCAGUAACGACGGCAACAGUAACAACUACAGUAAUGGCAGCAGCGGUAGUAACGGCGAAGACAACGAUAAAGAAUCGCGUAUGCAAGCGCCCAUUCCCACCCAUCUGACCACGACCGAAACCCCGUCUGCGUUCAGGCCACGACAGAUGAUGGACGGCAACAACUCGUCUGAAGAAUCGAUGCGACCCACGAGCGAGGCAUCGUAUGUGCCUGGAGAAAAGUCGGCGUUCCAACUUUUGCAACGCACGAACCCAGAUUUUCCUACGCGAAGAACCGAAGGAGAGUAUGAGGUUCGAGGCGUACCUACGCCACUGCAUCCAUCUCAUCUUCUUGGCUCAACAGAGUUUCCCUCCUUGCAGAACUCGUAUAGUAAAUGCGACGGUACACCGGACGGCGUGGCCGAUCACAACGAUGCUCAACGUGAACGCACCCCUCUUCCUCAACGACGGUAUCCGACUCGAUCUCAAGGUUCUUUCCCUAAACUUCCUUAUCCGAACACCCUAUCCGAGUCAGCUAGAUUACCUUCCAAUCCUUCCAGCAAUCACCCAUCAUCCAGCUAAUACAGUACAUCGUCCAAAUAAGAUCCCCGUAAGUGUAAAUAGGCAAAAACUUUUUUUUAUACAUAUGUCACUCUAUUCCAAAAAUUGUCUGCGUGGUCAACAAUUAUGCGUCUUUUUUUCACUUGGUUUUUUUUUAUUUGAUUUUUUGGUCCAUUGGUGC